Messenger RNA from Branchiostoma belcheri (Belcher's lancelet), 979 nucleotides. RefSeq lists its product as uncharacterized. NCBI's taxonomy places the organism in Eukaryota, Metazoa, Chordata, Leptocardii, Amphioxiformes, Branchiostomatidae. The record is from RefSeq and is a predicted model, not a curated record. The coding region runs from base 45 to 371 and encodes 108 amino acids. The transcript is spliced from 4 exons.
UCUGUUUUAUAUUUUUUCCUCAGAGUUCACCAUACGAUUGGAAGAUGAAGCUGACCGUGUGCCUCCUGUUCCUGGGCUGCCUGGUGCUUGUGGCCGAAGCCAUCGCCGAGCCUCGUGAGGAGGACCUGCAAGGCCUGUUGGCCGAGUUAGAAGACUUGGUUGAUGAGCUAGAAGCACUUGUUUAUUUUCUUGCAGUGGCGGAGGUGGGGAUGGAGAAGCGAGUUGGGUGCCGCUCUAGAUGCCGUCGCCUGAGAGGCGAGUUAAGACAUCACUGUUUUGCUGGCUGCGGGGGUCCGAUGGGGAAGCGGGACCAAGUAGAGGACCUGGAGGCUGAGGAAGAAGAACUGCAGGAGGAGGCGUUCUUAGCCUGAAGUGGGACUCCAGCGCCUCCGCCUGGUGCAAGUCACGGCAAAUGAACUGCAGGGAGCUCAGGACCAGGCGGCUGAGGCAGAAGACCUUCAAUAGUUUAAUUAGACAUGGGUGAUUAAGUUCUUCGAUUCACUAAUACAAAGGAAUGUACCUGCCUACGUUUCAAUAACACAUUUAGUAAGUUACUAAAUGGGUUAUUGAAACCUAGGCAGGUUAACAAGUUAAACUUGCUUAGGGCAAUGUUGAUUGGGCCAGCUCUGGUCGUUUUUCAGCUGAAAUUUAAUCUUAAAAUCUCAACAUCUUAAAAUGCUUUCUAAUUGCAGUAGUAAUACUAAACAACAAGAUGGAAUGGUGAUUAGGUUUUGAUACUAUUAAUCGUUAUUUCUUUAAAUUCCUCAAAUAUCAACAGAAUCUCUGAGCCACUGAUUCAUUGAUUUUUCAACCUUAUGUUUAAACAAUCCUAGCAAGGAAUUGUAGUGAGGAUUAUCGUGAACAUUUUUCAUCAAUUUCCGGACAUGUAUGCGUACACUAGGUAACGUUACAUCAUAGAAAGCAAUGGAACUGUGAAUGUUUGAAUAUGAAGGAUAAUAAAACUGGUGACUGGUUUAAA